Messenger RNA from Nannochloropsis gaditana CCMP526, 603 nucleotides. Its product is annotated as pheromone-regulated membrane protein. Bases 19 to 603 code for a protein of 194 amino acids. The record is from RefSeq and is a predicted model, not a curated record. The transcript has 2 exons.
GAACUGUCGACGCAAAGCAUGAUCUCAGGGACCGUCAGAAUGAUGACGGCCCUCAUGAACGCCCUUUUGAUUGGUUUCGGCCUCGAUUUAGGGCACCGAAUGACCUUCUGGGAGAGUAAUGUUAGCUGGACGUCGACGGAAAACUGUAACCCAGUCUCUAUGUGGACCCAAAUUCCUCUCUUCAUCGCCACCGUGACCUGUUUCAACAUACUUAUGAAAGCAGCUCCGGUCCAAUGGCUGAGUAUGCUCAUUGUAGCCGCGAUUGGCUACGUCACCAUCAAUUUGGCGCCGACGGUGGGGGAAAUGACACCCGGGAGCAGCACGGUGCUGACCGCCUUUGUGUGUGGCGUGGCGGGGAAUCUGUACGCCUACGCGACGAACAGCCCUGCCUUGGUCCCUAUCUUGGCCGGGGUGUUUUUGAUCGUGCCAGGGGGAAUGAGCGUCAGGGGCGUGGAAAAAUGGCUGAAUGACGACCUGAAUGGCGGCUUGGAUUUUGGCAGUGGGAUGAUGCUGGUGGCCGUCUCCAUCUCCAUCGGUCUCUUUGCCUCCAGUGUCAUCAUGUACCGGCCCAAGUUGAAGAUUUCCAAUGCCGUCUUCUUCUAG